Molecule: messenger RNA, 3777 nt
Organism: Drechmeria coniospora
Lineage: Eukaryota; Fungi; Ascomycota; Sordariomycetes; Hypocreales; Ophiocordycipitaceae
Exons: 9
Coding region: 1-3777 (1258 amino acids)
Biological process (GO): carbohydrate metabolic process
Molecular function (GO): hydrolase activity, hydrolyzing O-glycosyl compounds; chitin binding
Source: RefSeq, a predicted model, not a curated record
AUGCGGCUUUAUAAUUAUCUCAGCGGGCUUGCUGUGGCAGCGCUUUGUUCCCAGCAUGCAUCUGCACAGGUUGUUGAUGAAGACUUUACCCAGGAGGAGCCAACGGAAGAUCCAGAUACUUUCUACUCGGAUCUCCAUCCUUGUCCUCGGACCUGUGAUGGAAAAGCUCCUCAAGAUUGGGAUGUAUUCUCCAGCUUCGACCGUGUCAAACUCUGUGAUCAGCCAAUGUUGUUCGACACGGCCAUUUACAACGCCGUCGACGAUUAUGACACCCCAAUCAAGUUACGAAUAUGCACCAAAGGAGAUCCAAAAAGUCACGGCAAUGCUCUUGUUCGUAAAAGAGAGCCAGGGACGGAGAAAUGCAUGGCAGGAGGCCGGAGCACGGUUAAGUUGGAGCUGAGCCGUGGUGGAUCGGACAGGGGCACAAGUCAUUCCGACACCAUCGCUGCUCUUCUUGGACAUUUUUCGGAUUACUUCGAAGACCAGGCCAACUGCCAUGACCAAAUCCUCUUUGGGUAUGCGAACAGCACAGUGGUCGGCCUGUAUGCCGGCGAAGCCUUUGGCAAGGCGACGGUGAAAUCCGUCGUCACGGGCAUUCUAAAUUCGAUAUCGACCCAGGGGCACUCGUCCACAAUGACGGCACAAAUUUGCGGCAACGGACGCAAUUCCCAUCAUACACUUGGUGUAGCGAUCAGCACCGAUGGCGAUUUGGCAGCUGUCCUGACAGCGGUCCGUCUGUGGGACGGUGCGAACUGCACGGCAGCGCCGUCCACUCCCUCCUUGGAUCUCAACCUGACCGCCUGGGAAGUACAAGAUCAUGGAAACGCCACCUUCGAGAAUAACAGCACCACCUGGAGGGACAAUGUCUACCCGCGCGGCGCCAGGCUUGCCGCGCGGGCAGAUUGCUACACUGUGAAGGUCUCGAAAGGCGAUACCUGCAAGUGGCUGGCUUCCCGAUGUGGAAUCACUGAUGCCAGGUUUAUGGAGUACAACCCAGGCGAGAACUUGUGCAAGAACCUAGUUCCAGGCCAGAGGGUCUGCUGCACUUCUGGAACGUUGACUGAUAAAGAGCCAAGUGCGAAUGUAGAUGGAUCUUGCACCACGUAUCUUGUAAAGCCUGGAGACAACUGUCACAAAAUUGCAAGCGACAACGGAAUCACCCUCUUGGCUUUGCUAAUGUACAAUACAGGCCCCAAGAGCACAUGGGGAUGGACUGGGUGUGAGGGUCUGAUGGCCGGUUUGAAUAUUUGCAUCAGUCCAGGCAAACCACCUAUGCCAGCUCCUGUGGCCAAUGCCGUCUGUGGCCCGACCAAGCCCGGGUCUGAACCGCCUCGUGACAACCAGACUCUGGCAGAUCUUAACCCUUGCCCCCUUAACGCAUGUUGCAACAUUUGGGGGCAAUGCGGCAUUUCCGGCGACUUUUGCGUCGAGGAGCGUAGCAAGACGGACAACCCUGGAACGUCCCCCUCGCGUAUGAAUGGUUGCAUCUCCAACUGCGGCAUGGACAUCAUCAGCACCCCCGCAGUAGGCUUUGGCCGUGUCGGAUACUACGAGUCGUGGAACUUUAACCGUUCCUGUCUUCAUCUAAGGGCCAGCAGCGCCAACACGGACGGAAGCUAUACGAUUAUCCAUUGGGCCUUUAUGGAUAUCGACACCUCCAACUGGACUCCCAAGAUUAGAGACGAUUACAAUCAAUGGGAACAGUUCAAGGGCUUGCAUGGCGUCAAACGUGUAAUUUCGUUUGGUGGCUGGAGCUUUUCGACCGAGCCUGGAACAUAUAACAUCCUUCGUCAAGCAAUGAGACCCGAAAAUCGUAACGUCUUCGCCAAGAACAUCGCCAAAUUCCUGCGCGAUCACAGUCUGGACGGCGUUGACUUUGAUUGGGAGUAUCCUGGUGCGAUGGAUAUUGAAGGCACGCCACAAGGAUCCUCGAGCGACGGCCCCAACUACCUGAAGUUUUUGACCGUCAUGAACAGCAACCUGGACGGCGGGCCACGUGGCAAGACGAUCUCGUUUGCCGCCCCAGCAUCGUUCUGGUAUCUCAAGGCUUUCCCCCUGAAGAAAAUGGCCGAGAUUGUGGACUAUAUCGUGUACAUGACAUACGAUCUCCACGUUACCAAAGCUGGCGUUGCUUCCAAUAAGAUAUAUGUUGGAGAGGCAAGCUACGGUCGAUCCUUUAAGAUGUCCAAGGAGGGCUGCACCGGCCCCAUGUGCACAUUUGAGGGCGACAGGUAUAGCUCUGAAGCAGCGCCUGGAUUGUGCACCGACACGCCUGGUUAUAUAUCGAACGCGGAGAUUAACAUCAUCGAACUUCAUACUGAUAACGUUCAGAGGUGGCACGAUGGCUCGUCUAAUUCGGACAUGAUCGUUUAUGACGACACCGAAUGGGUCGCAUACAUGACUGACGUCACAAAGGAUACUCGGAGGACGCACUGGAAGAAUCAUCAAUUCGCGGGCACCAUAGACUGGGCCGUUGACCUUCAAAGCUUCACCGAUGAUGACUAUGAUGCCAACGCUGACGGCAGCGAUUUCGAUGAAUUCGACGGGCCGACUACGCAUCCGUCGUCAUGCGAUGCCUCGUACGAUACAUUAGAGGCAAUCGAGAAAGACAGAGACAAGAUGGAAGCUCAUUGUCAUGAUGAGUAUAUUUUGCAUGUUCUGCAAAAGAUCUUGAAAGACUCUCUCAACACGCACGAUACACUCCUGGCCCACAACUACAACCAUUACUUCGACCGCUAUGCGACUUCAGUGGCUGACCAAGCCGAGAAAUCUGUAUCAGGCUUCAUGUUCGAUCACGGAAAUGACUACUUUUCGUGUAUUGUCACCGAGAGAAAACACGAGAUCAGGCAUAAGAACAUCUCGAUGCCAUGCCCACCAGAUAACUCGAAGCGUUCCAGAGGCAAAACUGCCAGCGGCUAUUUUGAUCAGUCUACCUACUGGACUAUGCGCGACGGGAAAGAGACAGAUUUCUACAAAAAGUUGUAUGAAAGUACCGGUAUUGAUCAAUCUCACAUACAGUGGACAAACUUUUAUAAAGGAAUUCUCGAUACUCCUCACGAGCGGGUCGAAUAUAACUUUCCAAUAGUGAAGAACUUUGGCGCGAAAGAUGUGCAAAAUCCAAAGGAUAUCAUCGACACGGGUCGCAGAAACCUCGACCGCCUGGGCCCUGACAUUGCCUCGGCUCUCACCCAGAUUAAAGAUCGCACUUUCGGAGGGUUCACUUCCGAUCUGGUUGAUGCGAUCACGAUGCCCAUCGUUUUAGUCGAGCAAGCCGUGGCCAGCAUGAAAACCGUCAACGAUAUUGGCGAAAAAAUGGAUGCGGAAAAGCGCAAGGCCAUCAUCAUUGGCUUUAUAUCCGCCCUUCUCUUCUUCAUUCCGAUUGCUGGAGAGAUCAUGGCGUCGGUUGCGACCAUGGCAACCAUUGGCCGCAUCAUAGCCAUGCUCGGCGCCGUAGGAAGCGUGGCCAUGGAUAUAUACUCUGUUGUCGAUUCGAAAGGAAAAGAUCCUUUGAGCAUUCUCGGUCUCGUCCUGGCACCGGCUGCCAUAUUCGACGCGGCACGGGUCGGCAAGGCAGCGGCCCUCCGUCGCGGUGCGAAGGAGGCCGACGUCGCAAAGUUGGGCAAGGGAACUAAAUCGAGGCUCGACACCAUCGACCGCAUCAAGGGCAGGGCGACUUGUCGGUUGAAGAAACGUGAUGAGCUGGACGAAGUUCAGCUCUUUGCCAUGCCGAUGAGCAGUCUUGCCGAUCAGCCGGUCAUGAGUGGGAUUGAGAUGUAA